Messenger RNA from Trichosurus vulpecula (common brushtail), 351 nucleotides. RefSeq names its product 60S ribosomal protein L26-like. Gene Ontology annotation, biological process: cytoplasmic translation; ribosomal large subunit biogenesis. The record is from RefSeq and is a predicted model, not a curated record. The transcript has a single exon. Gene Ontology annotation, molecular function: structural constituent of ribosome; RNA binding. Gene Ontology annotation, cellular component: cytosolic large ribosomal subunit; ribosome. Bases 1 to 351 code for a protein of 116 amino acids. NCBI's taxonomy places the organism in Eukaryota, Metazoa, Chordata, Mammalia, Diprotodontia, Phalangeridae.
AUGAAGUUCAAUCCGUUCGUGACAUCAGACCGAAGCAAGAACCCCAAGAGACACUUCAAUGUGCCCUCGCAUAUCCGGCGCAAGAUCAUGUCGUCCCCGCUCUCCAAGGAGCUCAGGCAGAAAUAUAACUUCUGCUCGAUGCCCAUUCGGAAGGACGACGAGGUCCAGGUGGUUUGUGGACACUACAAAGGUCAAAAAAUUGGCAAAGUAGUCCAGGUUUACAGAAAGAAGUAUGUCAUCUACAUUGAACGUGUGCAACAAGAAAAGGCUAAUGGCACAAUUGUCCAUGUGGGAAUUCACCCUUGUAAGGUAGUUGUCACCAGACUAAAACUGGACAAAGACGGAAUUUGA